AUGGCUCGCGACCACCGGAUCGAAUCGGUGCCCGAGCUUCCCCUGGUGAUCGGUGAUUCAGCCGAGAGCAUUGAGAAAAUAUCGGCGGCGAUUGAUAUUCUGAAGCAGGUCGGUGCUUAUCCUGAUGCGGAGAAAGCGAAAGACAGCCACGCUAUUCGUCCCGGGAAGGGUAAGAUGAGGAACCGCCGAUACAUUUCUAGGAAGGGCCCCUUGAUCGUCUACGGCAUGGAGGGUGCAAAGCUCGUCAAGGCGUUCCAGAACAUUCCUGGGGUUGAGGUCGCUAAUGUAGAUAGACUUAAUCUUCUGAAACUCGCUCCCGGUGGCCAUCUUGGGAGGAAUUCUCAACUCGGUCCCUUCUCCCCUUGCUUGUCUCAAUCUCCGGCCAAGAAAUCAGGAUUUGGGUCUGCCAAUUCCGGCCUCGAUGCACCCAACUCUCCCCGGAUUUUCACUGACUGCCUCUCCGCCACCGAAAUGGAGCUUUCUGAAGAUUACACUUGUGUUAUAUCCCAUAGACCCAUUCUCUCUCUAGCAUGGCAUGCAUGGUCACCUUUGGGUGGCCACUCUUAA
This is a messenger RNA of Vitis vinifera (wine grape), 567 nucleotides long. Its product is annotated as large ribosomal subunit protein uL4-like. Gene Ontology annotation, biological process: translation. NCBI's taxonomy places the organism in Eukaryota, Viridiplantae, Streptophyta, Magnoliopsida, Vitales, Vitaceae. Gene Ontology annotation, cellular component: ribosome; cytosolic large ribosomal subunit. The transcript has 2 exons. Gene Ontology annotation, molecular function: RNA binding; structural constituent of ribosome. The coding region runs from base 1 to 567 and encodes 188 amino acids. The record is from RefSeq and is a predicted model, not a curated record.